CGGACGCGCGGGCGCUGUGAUCCCCGCCGCCCGGCUCUGAGGCCGACCCGCCCAGUUCCGCCGACGCCCGCUCUGUGGGUCGGUCAGUCAGUCACCGAGCGCGCGCCGCGGGAGCUGCGGUCGCUCUCAGCGUUCGGGAGAGGAGCGUCGCGCCUGGCGAGGCGGCAGCGGCGGCUGGAGGGCGCGAGCAGCUGCUGCCUAGCGCGGGGCUCCGGGAGGGCCGAGGGGCUGCCGCGAUGGAGCAACUAUCUGAUGAAGAGAUUGACCAUGGUGCAGAAGACGACAGUGACAAGGAAGAUCAGGACCUGGAUAAAAUGUUUGGGGCCUGGCUUGGGGAGCUGGACAGACUUACUCAGAGUUUGGAUUCUGACAAGCCCAAAGAACCAGUGAAAAGAUCUCCUCUUCGCCAGGAAACAAAUAUGGCCAACUUUUCUUACCGUUUCUCCAUAUACAACUUGAAUGAAGCUCUGAAUCAGGGUGAGACUGUGGAUCUGGACGCCCUGAUGGCCGAUCUCUGCUCUAUAGAGCAGGAGCUCAGCAGUGUUGGCUCAGGAAAUAGUAAGCACCAAGUCACAGAACCAAAAGUUGCUCAGAAGCUACCUGCUAGCCGACAUACAUCAAAACAUGGCACCCUGAGAGGAGUGUCAUCUUCCUCUACUAGAACAACUAAGCCUCCGCAUGCUAACUACUCCCUGGAUGACAUCACUGCACAGUUAGAGCAGGCUUCCUUGAGCAUGGACGAGGCUGCUCAGCAGUCUGCAGUAGAAGAUGCUAAGCCCCCCGCAACAAACCAGCACAGAAGGACCGCGUCAGCAGGCACCGUGAGUGACGCCGAAGUGCGCUCCGUUAGCAACUCCUCCCGGUCGAGCAUCACUUCUGCGGCCUCCAGCAUGGAUUCUCUGGAUAUUGACAAAGUCACACGCCCUCAAGAACUGGAUUUGACAGCACACCAGGGAAAGCCAAUUACUGAGGAAGAACAGGCAGCAAAACUGAAAGCUGAGAAGAUCCGAGUUGCUCUGGAGAAAAUUAAAGAGGCUCAAGUGAAAAAGCUGGUGAUCAGGGUCCACAUGUCUGAUGACAGUUCUAAAACAAUGAUGGUGGAUGAGAGACAGACAGUGAGACAAGUGCUGGAUAACCUGAUGGACAAAUCUCACUGUGGCUACAGUUUAGACUGGUCGCUGGUGGAGACCAUUUCUGAGUUACAAAUGGAAAGAAUCUUUGAAGACCAUGAAAACUUGGUUGAAAAUCUUCUUAAUUGGACAAGAGACAGCCAAAAUAAGCUUAUAUUUAUGGAGCGAAUAGAAAAAUAUGCACUUUUUAAAAACCCCCAGAAUUACCUUCUAGGGAAAAAGGAAACGGCUGAGAUGGCAGACAGAAACAAAGAAGUGCUGUUAGAGGAAUGUUUUUGUGGAAGUUCUGUAACUGUCCCAGAAAUUGAAGGAGUCCUUUGGUUGAAAGAUGAUGGCAAGAAGUCCUGGAAAAAGCGUUAUUUUCUCUUGCGAGCAUCUGGUAUCUACUAUGUCCCUAAAGGGAAAGCAAAGGUAUCUCGGGAUCUAGUGUGCUUUCUCCAGCUGGAUCAUGUAAAUGUAUACUAUGGGCAGGACUAUCGGAACAAAUACAAAGCACCCACAGACUGCUGUCUGGCCUUAAAGCACCCACAGAUCCAGAAGAAGUCUCAGUACAUCAAGUACCUUUGUUGUGAUGAUGCACGGACCCUGCAUCAGUGGGUCAAUGGGAUCCGCAUUGCCAAGUAUGGGAAGCAGCUCUACACGAAUUACCAAGAAGCCUUGAAGAGGACAGAGUCAGCUUAUGAUUGGACCUCUUUAUCCAGCUCCAGCAUUAAAUCCGGAUCCAGUUCUUCCAGUAUCCCAGAGUCUCAGUCCAAUCACUCUAAUCAGUCUGACAGUGGAGUAUCUGACACCCUGCCCUCCGGACACAUCCGCUCCCAAAGUACUGUGAGCUCUAUCUUCUCCGAAGCCUGGAAGCGAGGCACUCAGUUGGAAGAGUCCAGCAAGGCCAGAAUGGAGUCUAUGAAUCGGUCCUACACUUCACUUAUGCCCCCCCUGUCCCCUCAAACUAAGAUCAUCACUCCCUAUACUGCCUCACCUUCACCGCCUCUGCCUCCUCCUCCACCACCACCUCCUCCUCCUCCACCUCCACCACCACCACCUCCUCCUCCUCUCCCCAGCCAGUCUGCACCAUCUUCAGGCUCAGCAGCCACCAUGUUUGUCAAGUACAGCACAAUCACCAGGCUGCAGAAUGCAGCUCAGCAUUCAGGGACCCUGUUUAAGUCUCCAGCACCAUCAACGAUGCAGCCUCUUCCUUUGGCUUCACAGUCCAAGGCUCAAAUUGUGGUGCCCCCCAAUGGAGUUAUUCCUCCACCCCCUCCUCCUCCCCCACCCCCAACCCCCGGCUCAGCCAUGGCCCAGUUAAAGCCAGUGCCAUGUGCCCCAUCCCUACCACAGUUCAGCCCCCAACCUCCUCCCUUGAAGAUUCAUCAGGUUCAGCAUCUUCCUCAGGCAGCCCCUCCUACACCCCCAGCAGCUCCUCCCAUCCCUGCAACUGUGCCACCUCAAGCACCCCCUAAACCUCUGGUGACCAUUCCUCCUUCAGCCAGCACAAAGAUGGUGUCACCAGUAGUAGCACAAGCUGUACCACCUACCCCUGCACCUCCAGUGCCCCCAACAAAGAAACAGCCAGUAUUCCCUGUUUCUCACAUUCCACCCACUCCCCCUGUCCAGCCUACCCCACAUCCCCCACCAACACUACCCAAGCAGCAGAGCUUUGGGGUGAAGCCACCCCCUCCACUGUCCCCUGUGCCCUCAGUUGUGAAGCAGAUGGCCAGUCAGUUUCCACCCCCUCCCACUCCUCCUCCUGUGGACUCUCAGCCCCUAAAACCUCUCCCAGCAAGUGUCACCCCACAGUCCCCUCCUGCAGUAAAAGCAAAACCCAAAUGGCAGCCCAGCUCAAUCCCUGCCCCUUCUCCAGAUUUCCCUCCUCCCCCUCCUGAAAGCAGCCUGGUAUUUCCUCCACCACCUCCUCCAGCCCCAGCCCCAGUCCCACCACCACCACCACCACCUCCACCACCACCACCACCACCACCAGUGUCACCUAUGGCUUCACCUACCCCUGACAAAGGUGGAUCUCCAGGCAAAAAGACAAGUAAGAUGUCCAGCCCUGGGGGGAAGAAACCACCCCCAACCCCGCAGCGCAACUCCAGCAUUAAGUCCGGCAGUUGUGCAGAGCACCCUGAGCCCAAGCGACCCUCGGUAGACAGUCUAGUCAGCAAGUUUGCACCGCCAGCAGAAUCAGGGUCUCCCAGCAAGGAGACCCCACCACCUCCUGCAGCACCCCCCAAACCUGGGAAACUACACCUUUCUGGAGUCAACCUCCCUGGAAUCCAUCAGCAAGGGAUUUUGUCGGCAAAACCCUCUGUUCUAAGUGGGCGUGGAAAGGACACCGUGGUGGAAUUUCCAUCUCCACCAUCUGAUUCUGACUUUCCACCCCCUCCUCCUGAAAUAGAGCUUCCUCUACCCCCUAUCGAGAUUCCAGCUGUCUUCUCCGGGAACACCUCCCCAAAAGUAGCAGUUGUUAAUCCUCAGCCACAGCUAUGGUCUAAAACAUCAGUGAAGAAGGCCCCUCCACCUACCCGGCCCAAACGCAAUGACAGUACCCGUCUCACUCAAGCUGACAUCUCUGAACAGCCAGCGAUGACCACAGUUGUGCCACAAGUGCCCACUUCUCCUAAAUCCAGCCUUAGCGUCCAGCCUGGAUUCCUAGCUGAUCUCAACAGGACACUGCAGCGCAAGUCUAUCACACGGCAUGGCUCCCUCUCCUCCUCACGUAUGUCAAGAGCAGAACCCACAGCCACCAUGGACGACAUGGCACUACCCCCACCACCACCAGAACUGCUGUCUGACCAGCAGAAAGCUGGCUUUGGAGGUAGUCAUAUUUCAGGUUAUGCAACAUUGCGAAGAGGACCCCCUCCCGCCCCUCCUAAAAGAGACCAGAAUACUAAGCUCUCAAGAGACUGGUAGCCACAAGACAUUUUCAUGCUAUCUAUAAUCAGUUCUACAAUCAGUUCAUCUGAUCAUCUGUGAAUCCAGGUGUUCAGAGCCUCCUGAUAUGUUAUUCAGGUAGUGUCCAGCUGUGUGUGUGGGUUUGUGUGUAUAUGUGCUGCAUGUGUGUACAUGGAUGUACACACAGCUAUACAGACCGUGUGUAUAUACAUAUGUAUACAUCUGUGAAUGUG
This is a messenger RNA of Rattus rattus (black rat), 4252 nucleotides long. It is a transcript of the gene Raph1, whose product is annotated as Ras association (RalGDS/AF-6) and pleckstrin homology domains 1. NCBI's taxonomy places the organism in Eukaryota, Metazoa, Chordata, Mammalia, Rodentia, Muridae. Gene Ontology annotation, biological process: signal transduction. The record is from RefSeq and is a predicted model, not a curated record. Gene Ontology annotation, cellular component: plasma membrane; cytosol.